AAAAAAUAUAGAAUAGACCUUUCCGAAUAUUUGGAACAUUCCAUGUGUUUAGAACCUAUUUGUUCUGAACUAUCCCUUAUCGAUAUUUUAAUAUCGGAAAAUUCCGGUUAUGAUGACGAAGCCAUAAUCAAUGAAUAUGCAAAAACAGUGGUAGACAGUAAAAAUACACCUAAAACCAAGCUUUCUAGGGAAAUUGACACAAAUCCAUAUUCCUACUACAAAAAU
Messenger RNA from Racocetra fulgida, 225 nucleotides. The record is from the annotation of a GenBank genome assembly. NCBI's taxonomy places the organism in Eukaryota, Fungi, Glomeromycota, Glomeromycetes, Diversisporales, Gigasporaceae.